This is a messenger RNA of Penicillium vulpinum, 2247 nucleotides long. RefSeq names its product chitin synthase D (gene chsD). Gene Ontology annotation, molecular function: chitin synthase activity. NCBI's taxonomy places the organism in Eukaryota, Fungi, Ascomycota, Eurotiomycetes, Eurotiales, Aspergillaceae. The coding region runs from base 1 to 2247 and encodes 748 amino acids. The transcript is spliced from 3 exons. Gene Ontology annotation, cellular component: cell septum; cell periphery. The record is from RefSeq and is a predicted model, not a curated record.
AUGGCGCUCUCACAAAGGGAUUCGUCGGUUAAUGGGACCUGGCCAACCAAAGACAUAAUCUACCUCUCAAUCGUCGGCCCAUUGAUGCUCGCAGCCCUGUUUGAAUGGGUUCUCUGGCUCAGCGCCUUCAUCUACUGCUUAAUAAAGGUUUGGAUAAAAGCAGACCAUUGGAGUAUAAGAGUUCUCGCCGUGGUGAUGGUGUUCUUGUUCACAGUGAUGCGACUUGCAUUCCUUCUAGUCAUGCUCGUGACACUACCGUUGCCGCCACAGAUCACGGUUAAAUUACCCCACGAAAUGGUACAUGGCUUUCAAGUAUUCGCGUUCUGGUCCUUUUCUGUUCUUCUGAUCGGUCCAUGGCUAUUCUGUGUUUACGGACUCACCACCAAUUCACUGGGGAGAAAAAAGAGGAUCAAGCGAGUACUUGAUGAUCGGACGGCUCCGAAGACUGUGGUUGUGAUGCCAGUAUACAAGGAGGAGCCAAGUAUCUUGAUUAAAGCCAUCGACUCCGUGGUUGACUGCGACUACCCUGCGAAUUGCAUCCAUGUGUUUCUGUCAUACGAUGGCGGCAAGGUGGAUGAGCCUUAUCUCCGUGUCCUUGACCAUCUUGGUAUUCCGGUCUCACUGGAAAGCUAUCCUCAAAGCAUUGACUGCAUUUACAAGGGUGCACGAAUCACGGUAUCUCGCUUCAAACAUGGCGGUAAAAGGCACUGCCAAAAGCAUACUUUCAAGCUCAUCGACAAGGUCUAUGCUGAGUACCUGAGGAGACAUGACAAUCUGUUCGUGCUUUUCAUUGAUUCUGACUGCAUUCUCGAUCGAGUUUGCUUGCAGAACUUCAUGUACGAUAUGGAACUUAAGCCAGGCAGCAAACACAAUAUGCUCGCAAUGACGGGCAUCAUUACAUCGACGACAGAAAAAAACAGCUUGUUGACGAUUCUUCAAGACAUGGAAUACGUCCAUGGUCAGCUUUUUGAACGAUCUGUUGAGUCUGGCUGUGGUGCGGUAACUUGUCUCCCUGGAGCUUUGACUAUUCUACGCUUCUCGGCUUUCCGCAAGAUGGCCAAGUAUUACUUUUCGGACAAGGCUGAGCAAUGCGACGAUCUCUUCGACUAUGGAAAAUGUCAUCUUGGGGAAGACAGAUGGCUCACUCACUUGUUCAUGAUUGGUGCUACGGAACGGUAUCAAAUCCAGCUAUGUAUGAGCGCCUUCUGCAAGACUGAGGCUGUUCAGACCUUUGCAACUCUCUUGAAGCAACGCCGGCGAUGGUUCCUAGGUUUCAUCACCAACGAGGUUUGCAUGAUCACUGAUAUCCGACUCUGGAAGCGCUAUCCCCUUCUGUGUCUGGUUCGAUUCAUGCAAAAUACAAUCCGGACGACUGCACUGCUCUUUUUCAUCAUGAUAAUCGCACUACUUACAACCUCUAAGAAGGUGGACGAUCUUCCUGUGGGAUUCAUGGGGGUGUCCUUGGGGUUGAAUUAUUUACUCAUGCUAUACUUUGGCCUGCGUCUCGGACGCUAUAAAGCCUGGCUUUACCCCAUCAUGUUCGUUGUAAACCCGUUCUUCAACUGGAUUUACAUGGUCUAUGGUAUUUUCACGGCCGGUCAGCGAACUUGGGGUGGACCACGAGCCGAUGCUGCCACUGCUGAUGAUCAUACCACGCCAGGAGAAGCAGUUGAACGGGCCAAAGAGCAGGGCGAUGAGUUCAAUGUGAACGUCGAUACAUUCCGCACCAAGCUUGUGCGCCGGAGAUCCGUCCCUGUCCGCCCAUCGCCCAAUGUGGAAGGUCGAUUUGCACCUGCCAAGCAGUUACUUGAUGGGUUUUAUGUCAACACAGCCGGCCCUGGGCCCGCAUUGGCACGGAUGGUCAAUGCGAUGGAAAAUCCCGAAGGCUUCCAGUACCGACUACCUCCUCUCUUUUCCCAUUCGACUGACUCUGUGCUCAGCGCAUCUGAUUGCGGCUCUAGCUCGAUCGCCACGCCACAGAACGUUGAAACCCUCCUGAUGAGUGAAGAAGACCAAAAGAAACUUUAUUAUGCACGCCAAGGUCAGGCAUUAAAUUGCUCGGUGAGCCUUGGUGGUCAGAAUUCGGAGAACCGCUUUGAUGGGCCUAUGGUUUCUGCGUUUGGGCACGAUGACUCCGUGGAACUCUCCCAUCCAUCGGAAGCAUACCAGAUGGGGCGUUCUGAGAAUGUUCCUCCAGCCUACCCCAAGCCAAAAGGCAUGGCGCCGAGCUACAUUCAAACCCCGUGA